AUGCGGCAGCAGCGGGUCGGGGCCGGGAGGAGGGGGGACGACCCGGGGCUCCUCACUAGGGCCGUCGACAGGGUGUUCCGCUUCGUCCGCCUCGCCGAGUUCGAGAUCUUCUUCGUCCUCUUCUUCCUCAUCGCCUUCUUCCUCUUCAAGGACCUUGUAAGCACCCACACCAACCUCGCGUUUCUCUCCCCUGAGCGUUUCGGCUUCGCGGGGAUUGGGAUAGGAUCGAGUACGCAUGGCGCGUUUGUUCAGUUUUGUAACAUGUGGCCUUGA
Miscanthus lutarioriparius is the source of this 273-nucleotide messenger RNA. Lineage: Eukaryota; Viridiplantae; Streptophyta; Magnoliopsida; Poales; Poaceae. The record is from the annotation of a GenBank genome assembly.